Closterium sp. Naga37s-1 is the source of this 1107-nucleotide messenger RNA. The record is from the annotation of a GenBank genome assembly. NCBI's taxonomy places the organism in Eukaryota, Viridiplantae, Streptophyta, Zygnematophyceae, Desmidiales, Closteriaceae.
AUGUCGAGCGCUGCUGGCGCGCCCUUCCCUCCGCGCGUGGCGCGCGAGGUGGCGCGGGAGCUGAAGGCGCUGCAGCAGAGCGCGCUGGACGGUAUCCGGGUGACGGUCCACGACGACAACAUCGCAACCGUCCAUGCUGAGAUCGACGGCCCUGAGGGCACGCCGUACGAGGGCGGGGUGUUCCGCAUGAAGCUGCUGCUCGGGCGCGACUUCCCCCACGCCGCCCCUAAAGGCUUCUUCCUGACGCGCAUCUUCCACCCCAACGUGGCCAAGAGCGGCGAGAUCUGCGUGAGCGUGCUCAAGAAGGACUGGAAAGCCUCGCUUGGACUCAAACACGUGCUGCUGGUGGUGCGCUGCCUGCUGAUUGAACCUUAUCCCAAGUCUGCUCUUAACGAAGACGCAGGAAAGCUGCUUCUGGAGGACUAUAACGCGUAUGCCCGCCAUGCCCGCCUGUUCACAUCCAUCCAUGCCACCCCUGCCGCCUCCUCCGCCCUGACCUCUGCUGGGAAAGCCAAGCAGCAAGCUCAGCAGCAGCAACCGCAGCAGCAGCAGCAGCAGCAUGAGAAGGAACGGCAGGGGGCGGAUGAUCACGCCAGCAAGAACCUGCAGAGAGCAUGCACACAGUCGGCAACAGCAGCUGCCCUGCUUUCAGACUCUGGCUAUGCUGCUGCUGCUCCUGAUGCUGCUGUCUCUCCCACUGCCACUCCCACUCCCGCUCCUGCUGCUGGUGCUGGUGCUGCUGCCACUGACACUGACACCGCAGUGAUUUCUCGAGACUCCAGCAGCAGCACCCCACCAGCCCUUCCCAUCACUUCCAUUUCUGCCUCAUCUGUUGAUCCUACCAGUGGCAAAAAUCCGGCUGGCACUGCUGGUAUUUCACCAGCCCAUCACACGCCCCUUGCAACUAAUCGGUCACUUGCAAACGCUGACUCGAGACUGCAAGCAAAGGCCGGAAACGGCUCAGCAGCAGCAGCUGUGGAGGAGCCUGUGGCAGCAUCAAGCACGGGUGGUGGUGUGGUGAAGGCUAAAGGGAAGGGAGAGAACACGGGCCGGGGUGGGACGGACAAGAAGGCUGAUUUGAGAAAGAAGAGCCUACGGAGACUGUAG